CUCUGUUUUCCUUUUUAGCUCUCUACUUUUUCUUUCUUUCAUUUGUUUCUAAUUUUCGUUACUGGUGAUUGAUUCUUGAAAAGAUAUAGGCAGAAUGCUUAAUGGGAGAUUACAUCUGUGGUUUCACAUUCUUGUCAAUGUCUUGAUUCUGCUCAGAACAGAAGCCUUCUUUGUUGAUAUCACUUAUGUUGAGAGUGCUGUGGCAAAAGGAGCAGUUUGUUUGGAUGGGAGCCCCCCAGCUUAUCAUCUUGACAGAGGAUUUGGAGCAGGGAUCAACAGUUGGUUGGUUCAUAUAGAGGGAGGAGGAUGGUGCAACAAUGUGACUACUUGUCUAGAUCGCAAAAAUACGCGCUUGGGAUCCUCAAAGCAAAUGGCAAAGCAACUUGCUUUUUCUGGGAUUUUAGCGAACAAGCCUAAGUUCAAUCCAGAUUUCUAUAAUUGGAACAGGGUGAAGGUUAGGUACUGUGAUGGAUCAUCAUUUACGGGUGAUGUUGAAGCAGUAAAUCCUGCUACUAAUCUUCACUAUAGGGGAGCAAGGGUUUUUGUUGCUGUUAUUGAGGAUCUGCUAGCAAAAGGAAUGAAAAAUGCUGAAAGUGCUGUUCUGUCUGGAUGUUCUGCUGGUGGAUUGACUUCGAUUCUCCAUUGUGAUAGCUUCAAAGCUCUGCUACCCUUGGGCACUAAAGUUAAAUGUUUUGCAGAUGCGGGUUACUUCAUCAAUGCGAAGGAUGUCUCUGGAGUCCAACAUAUAGAGGCUUUCUACAAUGACGUGGUUAAUACACAUGGAUCAGCAAAGAAUUUGCCUGCAACAUGUACCUCAAGAAUGAAACCUGGUCUGUGUUUUUUCCCCCAAUACAUGGCACAAGAAAUUCGGACACCACUUUUCAUAACGAAUGCUGCCUAUGAUUCAUGGCAGAUCAAGAAUAUUUUGGCUCCUGGUGUUGCUGAUCCCCAUGGUCUUUGGCACAAUUGCAAGCUUGAUAUAACAAAAUGCUCUGCUAGUCAACUCCAAAUCAUCCAAGGUUUCAGAUUGGAGUUUUUGAGUGCAGUGAAUGGACUAGGCACCUCUUCAUCAAGAGGAUACUUUAUCAAUGGCUGCUAUGCUCACUGCCAAACCGAAAUGCAGGAGACAUGGCUCAGGGAUGACUCCCCCAGAUUGAAUGACAAAACAAUUGCUAAGGCAGUGGGAGAUUGGUUUUAUGACAGAAGUCCAUUUCAGAAGAUAGAUUGUCCUUAUCCUUGUGAUAAAACUUGUCACAACCGUGUUUUCGAGUCUCAAGAUCAACCAUCGGUAUAGAUAGAUUCUUUCCAUACAACUACAUUUUAUGACAAAUUCCCUAUGAGGUAGGAGGAUUUGGAAAGGAAAAGAAAGAAAAGGAGAAAUAGAAGAAUUUAAGUUCCUAUUUAUCAAGCCAUUGCAAUAAGAAUAUCACCAACAUGCAAAAGUGUGUGUCUGGUGAUCUUAUUCUUGUAUUGUAAUCAACAAAGACUUCUGUUCCAUUUGAAUUUAAUCAAUUUAUCAAAAUUUUAUAUUUGUAGAAAGCA
Molecule: messenger RNA, 1542 nt
Organism: Coffea eugenioides
Lineage: Eukaryota; Viridiplantae; Streptophyta; Magnoliopsida; Gentianales; Rubiaceae
Product: pectin acetylesterase 8-like
Exons: 12
Coding region: 95-1294 (399 amino acids)
Biological process (GO): cell wall organization
Cellular component (GO): plant-type cell wall
Molecular function (GO): pectin acetylesterase activity
Source: RefSeq, a predicted model, not a curated record